Molecule: messenger RNA, 227 nt
Organism: Acaulospora colombiana
Lineage: Eukaryota; Fungi; Glomeromycota; Glomeromycetes; Diversisporales; Acaulosporaceae
Source: the annotation of a GenBank genome assembly
CCCCGCUAAAUCGGACGCUCUCUUUAUCAUGCUCACCGACAACGCCGUCACCUUCACGCACUCACAUCAGCACUCCUUUUUCGUCGCAAGCACACUGCUCAUUAUGCAAUUACAGUCAAUCGAAAGAAGAGGUCAGCAGAGCGAUACAAGUGGACACUCUGUACGAAUCCUACGAGUGCUCUCAUAGGAUAAACAGACCCGGCACGGAGAAAUUAGAAACACAAAAA